This is a messenger RNA of Alternaria postmessia, 1995 nucleotides long. RefSeq lists its product as uncharacterized. The record is from RefSeq and is a predicted model, not a curated record. Bases 1 to 1995 code for a protein of 664 amino acids. The transcript is spliced from 2 exons. NCBI's taxonomy places the organism in Eukaryota, Fungi, Ascomycota, Dothideomycetes, Pleosporales, Pleosporaceae.
AUGUCUUCCUUCCAAGCAGUCAACACUACAUUGUCGGUUCCAGAUCCGCCACAGGGCCGCCCAGGUGACGAGACGACGCCCACUACUCCCCGACCGAAUAGCAGAUUCUUUGCCGAAUCGAAAGCGGCCGAGGAAAUCCGCACUGAAGACCCAUCAGCUAAGACGCCUACACGUAACACCUUUGCGGGACUCGUUGGUCAGCGACCACUGCCUUCAUCGCCUUUCACACCCGCCCGUGAGCUGAGCGAGACACCUUCCGCUUCGAACAAGAGUGAGCAGAGUAGAGAGGAUUCGCAUAGGUCAACAGCCUCCGGUCAAGACGUGCAUAUGGGCGAUGGUGACGAGGACGACAAAGAUGGAUCGGACAACGAUAGCGUGACUAGUGAUUCGAACCGACCGUCCAAGAAGAAGAAGGGACAGCGCUUCUUCUGCACCGACUUUCCGCCUUGUAACCUGAGCUUCACACGAAGUGAGCACCUGGCACGACACAUUCGUACCGGAGGUCACAGCAGAGGUCACAGCAGAAACCUUUCUGCAUCCAGUAUAACCUCUACAAUAUCGACAAUGAGUGUGGCACAAUCUCCAGACAUACGGCGACGACCCCCACCUUUGGCUAUGGCUAGCGAUGGUGGUGCAAGUGCAAGAGCACGCUUGUCGCUCAACACUAUGAAUGCAUAUGACCCACCCAUGAUGGGUAGUCCUGGGCCCGUGGAGUACGAUACACAGUCCAACGCGCCUACAACGCCUACUUCUGCGACAUUCUCUACAGUUACUGGUAGCCCCGCUCGCUUCGGGUCUGCUAUGCAGUCUCCUGUAUCAAGUUCAUCAAGGCCAGUCUCAUGGGCUGGACCACCGCCUCCGGGACGCCGCCAAUCUAUCUCUUCCAGUGGCAAUCCUUUCUCCGGUGCACCAGGACAGGCUCCUCCUACCUACAUUACGCCUCUACAAUCGACUGCUGCCCCUGCCUACUCAGCACAAAGCAGCGCAUAUGCAAGCCCUACAGCGUCCCAAUUUCCAGAAUCAAGGAGAGACUCGAAUGCGGAGGCGGACUGGAGGCGACGAACUUGGCACCCAGGAGUUUAUACUGGUCCUCGACCAGCGACUAGUGGACUUGGAUACCACCAGACACCGGAUGCUCCACGCCCUCUAUACACCUCACAGCCUGCUGCUUCUCAGACCACCAGACUCCCAGGGAUCGAAAGCUUCGACCAUGCUCCGCCUCCGCCUCCGCUACCUCGGCGUCAGCCAAGUCCGAUGCAAAUUGAUGCUCCGGCACGUCCGCUUACUUAUCACGCGCCAAUGGAGCACACGUCCAAUAGAGGUCACCACAAACGAACGAGCAUUUCAUGGGAAAUCGACCGUCUGAACAUUGCUAGUCCAGGUUCUCAAAGUAAUCAGUGGUCACAACAAUACCCUGGCAGCGCAGGCCGAGCAAACGCUGCACGACCCACGACAGCCCCUCAUGGCUACUUCAGUCGUCAACCCUCCAAUGUUCAGCCUAUUCAGAUUCCUUCAAUUAACGCCUCGCCCAGAACCUCGCAGGAACAGCCAGUGACACCUCGAAAGAACAAGCGACAAGCCUGGUACAAUGGACCUGUCAGUCAGCCGCAAAGAGCUAUGCAGAGAACGUCACCCGAGGACUCCAGUAGCAGCGAAGGUGUGCCGACGCCAGGCACUAUGAUCGACUAUCACCCUGCUAUUGUCCACAGCAACGGGUAUGUCGAAGCGCCAGCAGUUGUUGAAGAUUACAAAACCGCGCCACCAGCGUCAAUUAUGGAGAGGCCCCACCCUUUGCAUUCACAGCCUCCGCAACAUUACCAUAGCCACAGCCUUUCGAGCUCGAGCUCAAGCUAUCGCCCGCAGCGCGAACCCGAGCGGGGACCCGCAACGUUCGGUCAGCCACUGCCGCAGACAGCCAACAACGACAUGCGACGCUUAGAAGCGCUUGUAGCAGUGGCCACUGGCGAGCAGCAAGCCGUCGAGAACCGGUCUUAG